GGUCCUCUGGCUUUGUUUUAUGUUCUUUGUGGAUAUGUCUCUGGACCUCUCCAUCACGGGACAUCGUACCUCAUUUCCUCCAAGAAAGGCUAGAAGUGUAUAUAGAUUUAAAGCUGCUAAUUCCUUUAUGGAUGAGACCCUCUUUGGCAGCUUUGGGGGCAAAGUAGAUCCAGCCCUUCAGUGGACCACAGGUUCUCCAGGUCAAGUAUCAUUUUCAUGGCACCCAGAAGCGGAAAAGGAAUCUAAAGUUCGUACCAUUAGCAGGACUAGCUGCACCCCGCCAGGGACACCACGAAAGAAAAUACAUUAUAGAGUAAAGAGCCGCUCACCAUCAUAUUGUGAUGAGUCACUGUUUGGGCCAAAGGUGGAAGAAUGUAGUUGGGAAGCACCAUGGGUAAAAAAAGAAGAUACUGUCCGAAUUCGUCCCCUACUCUGGAGCCCACCUCCAGUAGUAUGGCCACAGAGCUCCAAGCCAAAUACCAAACAAAUUCCACUCAAGGCUGUACACCCUCAAGAUAAUGGAAGCAGAUCUUUAGAGACACAGAAGAUGAAAGGAGACUUCUGGAAACCACCAGACAGUGACUCUGAUUCUGGAGGAUGCCCCUCUGUGGCAGGUCCUUCACCCAGUGCAAAGGGUCGCUGUAGCUCAUCUGAAAAGAACACCAUUCGAUCUGCAAGCUGCUCAGGGAGACUUACUGCUAGGAGAGGUUCAAUUACAGAACGACCACCAUGGAAAUGA
This is a messenger RNA of Staurois parvus, 739 nucleotides long. The record is from the annotation of a GenBank genome assembly. Lineage: Eukaryota; Metazoa; Chordata; Amphibia; Anura; Ranidae.